UUUUUUUUCAUAUGGGCUCAAGGUAAAUUUUUCGCACACCUUUCUCUCUAUUUCUUUUUCUUUUCAAUCUUUUCAUUGAAUUCCACUUUUUUUUUUGUUUCUCUCUUGUCAUGCCAAGACAAUACCAUACAAACUAUGGAUUAUCAGCAUCGAAACGUAGUGAAAAAAGUCUUAUCGAUCAACUAGUCACGUUAUUCCCACUUGGAGAUCCAGAAUACUUUCGUCAUUGUGUCUCCUAUUAUGAAACGAAUCAUAUAGAAAGGAUCACUGAAAAGAUCUUUGAAAUGGGUGGAUAUUAUCCUCAACUUGCUUAUCAAGUUGACAUUAACGAUAACAAUAACAACAAUUCCUUAGCAACAGAACAACAUCAACGAUGGAAUGCUGCUUUAUAUACCCUAGCGACAAAACUUUUCCCUGAUACCGAUAUUGAUUAUUUACGACGCAUCAUUAGUCAACAUACACAUAGUAUCGUUGAACAAGCAACAACUCAGAUACUUGCAGAUCCUUGUGUACCGGAACGACUAGAAUAUGGACAACUUUCUCGUCAUGACAUGUUUAAAAGUGAAUCUUAUAAAGCUCAAGCUUUGGAACAACUUGUUUUGGAUUAUCCUCAAAUAUGGAAAUCGUCUAUUUGUGCUGUUUUAGCAGAAAACAAUUGGGAUUAUAUCAAUAGUUUUGACCAGUUAUCGGAAAUGGGAUCAGGUGGAUUUUGGCGAUCUAUACGUAACUUUUUUGUACAUUGGUCUUUACCAAAAGCAGGAUCAUCAUCAUCGUCAUCAUCAACAACUAGUUCAUCAUUACAUCAAAGACAACACUACAUGGAUAAUACCUUCACCCAGGAAUUGGAUUUACUACGAAAAAGGCAGUUGGAUCAACAAUCUGCCAAAGAUCAAGUUGUUGCACAGGAAAUCAAUACCCAAGAAUACGACAAGCAUCAUCAAUCGAUCACGUGUGGCUGUUGUUUUGGCGACUAUCCUUUUGAAGCAUUGGUAUUUUGUAGUCAAGGAAAUCAUCCGUUUUGUCAUGAUUGUAUUACACGAUUUAUGAUGGAAGGACUUUUUGGUCAAGGUGGUUUACGUGGAGUGGAUCGAAUCCCAUGUAUUUCCUCUGAAGAAACCUGUCAUGGAUGUCUACCGACAAUGGUAUUACAACAAGUUCUGUCAAAUGAUGUUUGGAAAGCCUAUGAAAGUUCACUAUUUGAAGUGAAUAUAUCAAGACAAAGUUGGGGUUUAGUACAAUGUGCAGCUUGUUCUUAUUGUGAACUGGAUGAAUCGAUUCGACCAAUGCAACAAAUACUUGACAAGACAGCAAGGUUUAUUUCAAUAGCUCGAUGGGUCAUGGUAUUACUACUAUUAUUAAUAAUAUUAAUGUUGGGAAGGAUGGUGAAUGGGAAGCUGAUUACUCUUCUUCUUCUUUUUACUCUUGGUAUUCCAUUGAUCAUAUCACAACAUCAGUGGGAUUUGCAGACGGAUCUUCAAAUUGCCUAUAACCGGAUUGUUCAUCAACGACGGGGGUAUGCUUUUCAAUGUCGACAUCCUUCUUGUGGCAAAUUGACCUGUUUACAAUGCAUGCAUAUUAUUCGUGGGAUUCAUUCUUGUUAUGAAAAUGAAAGGGAUGGACUUCGUCUUUAUGUGGAAAAGGCAAUGGCAGAUGCUGUCAAACUGUCCUGUAUGCAAUCUGUCAUUUCAAAAAUCAGAUGGAUGCAACAAAAUUGUAUGCAAGUGUGGUUAUGCCAUGUGUUAUAUCUGUCGCAAAGAUAUUGGAAAAGAAUCCUAUUCUCAUUUUUGUGAUCAUUUUCGUGAAAUUCCUGGUAUGGCAUGCAGUAAAUGUAAUAAAUGUGAUCUUUACAAGACGGAUCCGGAUGAUCAAGCCAUCAACAAGGCAGCUAAUGUGGCUCGACGUGAAUAUUUGGAAGCACAUCCUACAGUGGCAACUCAAUUACCAGUAUUAGUGAUUGGACCAAAAUCCACAUUAGACAAGAUUGAUGAAUGGCGACAUGAAUCUAUUUUAUGGUUACUACAAAGUGCAAUGAAUUUGAUUAUAUGAUACCCUUGUUGUUGUAGUGUUUAACAACGAAU
Halteromyces radiatus is the source of this 2078-nucleotide messenger RNA. RefSeq lists its product as uncharacterized. The transcript has 7 exons. The record is from RefSeq and is a predicted model, not a curated record. Bases 111 to 1790 code for a protein of 559 amino acids. NCBI's taxonomy places the organism in Eukaryota, Fungi, Mucoromycota, Mucoromycetes, Mucorales, Cunninghamellaceae.